Messenger RNA from Cuscuta campestris, 1044 nucleotides. NCBI's taxonomy places the organism in Eukaryota, Viridiplantae, Streptophyta, Magnoliopsida, Solanales, Convolvulaceae. The record is from the annotation of a GenBank genome assembly.
CCAAGGGCUGAUUGAGUCAGCCCUAGCAUCUCAACAUGCCUCCUUUAGGCAAGAGAUAGAGCUAAUGGAAGCCAAACACACUGAGCUGAUAGAGAAAUCUGAAAAGAAACACAGCGCUGAUCUCAAGGAGAUAAGUAAAUCAGUAGAAAAGACUCUAGAGAUCAUCUCUCUAUUGAGUAAAACUGUGAGCAAUACGAUGGAAAUAUACACCUCUGACAGUCAACUGCAAUUCAAUGAAUUCAACAAAGUCAAGGAGCAAAUAGCAAAUGUCACAAUUGGUCUGCAAAAACAGAUGUCCCUUCUCCAAAUGGACAUCAGAUCAGCCCUAGCUAUAGCUUCAGCAAAUCAAGUAGUAACCAAAGACUACUUGAAGGUGAUCAUUGACAAUCAAAAGGAAGCAUACAAGCUGUUCAGACUUAUUGGUGCACAUUCUGGGAACCGCAAGAUGGAAGUAAUUCUCCAACAACACAGUCCAUCUCCAAUACCACAGCUCCCUAUUGCAGUCAACGAAGGAGAAGCAUCUUAUGUCCCUUCUCAUCUGCACAUGACUAAUCUGAUUCUUGAAGCACAGCAAAGAAAUCCGGAAAACUCAGCACAGCACCUAUCCAGCUCAGGACUGGAUGGAACAGAAUUUACAGGUGCAGUGGCUGACCACUUCUCAGAUGCUGCUCAAACAGAGGAAAGGCGUGAAAACUUAAGGCGCAUCAAAGAACUGUGUGGGAACAUGCAAGGCAUCAGUGAAGUUGCCGGAUCUUCAAAACGCAAAAGGAACUGAAGGUUCUUUUCAUCAAACCAGGGGGAAAGUAUGUGAAAACAUUUGUUUUGAUGAAAACACCUUCUUGUUUAACCAUUGCUUGAUUGGUUUAAACAUUGCUUAAGUAUGCCUUAAUUGUGCUUAUUAUGCUUGAUUAUGCUGAUCUCAAGUAUGAUUUUGUCUUAAUUAUUUUUCUGAAGCGCAUACAUUCAGGGGGAAUGUAAUUCAGGGGGAACUUACCUAGUUUUGGCUAACAAUUAUUUUUUUGGCAAUAAAUUAUUGAUAAGCUC